Messenger RNA from Priapulus caudatus, 3579 nucleotides. Its product is annotated as DNA replication licensing factor mcm4-A-like. Gene Ontology annotation, cellular component: MCM complex; nucleus. Bases 110 to 2689 code for a protein of 859 amino acids. Gene Ontology annotation, molecular function: ATP hydrolysis activity; single-stranded DNA helicase activity; ATP binding. Gene Ontology annotation, biological process: double-strand break repair via break-induced replication; DNA strand elongation involved in DNA replication; DNA replication. The transcript is spliced from 19 exons. The record is from RefSeq and is a predicted model, not a curated record. Lineage: Eukaryota; Metazoa; Priapulida; Priapulimorpha; Priapulimorphida; Priapulidae.
AACAAAACAAAACUUUGCAAGACGUGAAAACUUGGCUAGUGUGAGAUGCUAAAUAAUUUGAUCGCUUGAUAACUAAACCAGUGUUUUGGAGUAAUAGUCGUCCAGAACGAUGUCUUCACCUUCAAGGCGAACGCCGCGUGGCAAGUCGAGGAGGCCACAGGGCGAAGAGGAUGAGCCAGUCACACCACGUCGCAGUGCGCGGAAAGCCAAUGUGAAUGGCGCGACGUCACCGUCAUCGGGAGGGGAGAGUCUACCCGCCAUGCCACCGUCACCGACGUCGGCGGAUCAGGAUGGUCCUUUGUUCAGCAGUCCAACGUCAAAGAAUGGCACCAGUGAGAUCGACAUGAGCUCACCAUUGCAGUAUGGAACACCCAGCUCAAGGAUGAGUGCUACACCGAGAGCACAUGCUACACCCAGACGACAGAGACCAGACAUCGAGACCGGCGCCAGUGGCCGGAAACCGAGACAAGUGAACGUCGGCAGCGACGCAGGGGACGGCACCGAGCCGGCGGGGGCGCCGACAAGCGACCACGGAGGCGGUCCGCAGCUGGUCAUCUGGGGCACGGACGUGGUGGUCAGUCAUGCGAAGAACAGGUUCCUGCAGAUGCUGCAGCGCUUCAUCGCGCUGGACGCCCCGCCGGAGGACGGCAUCGAUCUCAACGAGCCGCUCUACAUGCAGCGUCUGGACGAGAUAAACCUUCUGGAGGAGCCGUUCUUGGAUUUCGACUGCGAGCAUCUGCGGCAGUUUGACGCCGACCUGUAUCGGCAACUCAUCUGCUACCCGCAGGAGGUCAUUCCGACAUUCGACAUGGCCGUCAACGAGCUGUUUUUUGAUCGCUAUCCAAACACGACGUUGGAGCACCAGAUCCAGGUCCGGCCGUUCAACACCAUCAAGACACGCAGCAUGCGUCUGCUGAAUCCAGAAGACAUCGACCAGUUGAUCACCAUCUGUGGCAUGGUGAUCCGCAGCUCUAACAUCAUGCCGGAGAUGCGCGAGGCGUUCUUCUCCUGCUACGUCUGCUCGAAUGCCGUCACCGUCGAGAUCGACCGGGGGCGCAUCGCCGAGCCGACGCUCUGCGCCAACUGCAACACGAGCCGAUCGUUCUCGCUCGUGCACAAUCGCUCGCACUUCAGCGACAAGCAGCUGAUAAAGCUUCAAGAAUCACCCGACGAUAUGCCACCUGGACAGACACCACAUACCGUCCUGGUAUUUGCACACGGAGAUUUGGUUGACAAAACUACACCUGGAGAUAGGGUUACAGUAACAGGGAUAUAUAGGGCUGUGCCCUUAAGAGCUAACCCGAGACAGAGCAAUGUCAAAGCUGUGUACAAGACUUAUAUUGAUGUCCUGCACUUCAAAAAAUCGGAUGGGACGAGACUGCAUGAGGCAAAGGACGCUGGCAAAGGGAGAACGUUUACGAAAGAACGAGUGCAGCAGCUGAAGGAAUUGUCAAGGACUCCUGGCAACUAUGAAAGUCUGGCAGCAGCGUUAGCUCCUAGCAUCUAUGAGAAUGAGGACAUCAAGAAGGGUAUCCUGCUGCAGAUGUUUGGUGGAUUGAGGAAGGACCUAAGCCAGGCUGGCCGAAGCCAAUUCCGGGCCGAGAUUAACAUCCUGCUGUGUGGUGAUCCAGGCACUAGCAAGUCGCAGCUACUGCAGUAUGUCUUUAACCUCGUACCGAGGGCCCAGUACACGUCUGGCAAGGGAUCCAGUGCUGUAGGCUUGACAGCCUACGUGACCAAGGAUCCAGAGACCAAGCAGCUCGUAUUGCAGACUGGGGCGCUAGUGCUCGCUGACAAUGGCGUAUGCUGCAUCGAUGAAUUUGACAAGAUGAGUGACAGCGCUCGUUCCAUUCUCCAUGAGGUCAUGGAGCAGCAGACGCUUUCUAUUGCAAAGGCUGGCAUCAUCUGCCAGCUGAAUGCACGAACAGCCGUGCUGGCAGCUGCCAACCCUAUCGAGUCGCAGUGGAAUAAGAACAAGACGAUUGUUGAGAACAUUCAAUUACCUCACACGCUUCUCUCUAGAUUUGAUCUGAUAUUCCUGUUGAUGGAUCCCCAAGAUGAGGUGUAUGAUCGGCGCCUUGCACACCACCUGGUAGCACUUUACUACAGGUCCAGCGAGCAGGCGGAGCAGGAGAGCUUGGAUAUGGAUAUUCUCAGGGAUUACAUUGCCUACGCAAAAACGUGGGUGCUCCCCAAGUUGAGCGAGGUUGCAGGCCAAGCUCUCAUCGAGGCCUAUGUGGAGAUGAGGAAGAUCGGUAGUGGUCGCGGCCAGAUCUCUGCGUAUCCACGGCAACUGGAGUCAUUGAUUCGUCUGUCAGAGGCUCACGCUAGGAUGCGGCUGUCCGACGUCGUGGAGAUAGAGGAUGUCAACGAAGCUAGGCGAUUGCACAGAGAGGCGAUGAAACAGUCGGCGACGGACCCGGCGACGGGGAAAAUCGACAUCUCGAUCCUGACGACCGGAAUGAGUAGCGCGGCACGCAAACGUAAAGUGGAGAUCGCGCAGGCUCUCCGACAGCUCGUGCAGAAGAAGGGCAAAGUGGCGACGCUGAACAAGGAGAAGAUAUUCCAGGAACUGCGGGAGGGCUCCGACAUGCCGGUGACAAGGCUUAUGUAUGACGACGGUCUGAGAGAUCUCGAGGAUUCUGACUUCCUAUUGGUGACGGGUGACCUUAUUAGACCGAGAUAUUAAUGAUACCCUCGAUUCACUUAUCCUUUGGCUGCGUGGUACAUAUAAUUGCUGUCAUAGUAGCUUAGGGGAACUGUUCGCGUGUGCGCAUGUUUGCGCGUGCUUGUUAAAGCUACGUUAUCACUGCAUCGGUCUGCCGUGGCAUUAUAGAACGAUGGCGUUUUCCUGCUCGCGCCACGUGGAUCAGCUGAAAGACGAGAAAUGAUUCACUUUCUCUGAAGUGCAUCGCUGAAUUUAUAUCAGAGCAUCGCUGCAUUUUUAUCUCUCACAAUGCUAUUACUCGUAGCUGUAGCUGUAUACUGACCGGUUAUUGAUGCAUUGCAGUUUAGUUCUGUUUGAAAACAACAUACUAAAUACACAACCAAGAUAGGACGAGUUAUAAACUCAUUUAUUGGACAGUAAAUUGUAUAAAUCAAAUUUGAUUGUAAGAGGAAUUUUCUUUCUGGAUUUAUUUCGUGUUAGGAGAAUGGUAUAGAAAUUAAAAAAUCACAUUGCUUAGCCAUGCUGUCUAUUUAUAUUUAUGAAGAUACUUCAAGAUUAAUGCAUUGAUAACAUGUUUUUAGUGCCAUUCCAGACAUGUUUUCGAGGUUUUGGUAUUAGACACUUAAUAAAUGUGCAUUUUGGUGCGUUAUUAAAAUUAAUAUUCCAUAUAUUUUUCUCAAAACCUGUGAAUAUUUUGUUUAUAAACGAUAAUUUAUGUAAACGUUGCGUUCAUGAGUUGUUAAUUGGACAGUCGUUGAGUUAUGGGCACAUUGAUUUAAUUAACCAGUUGUUUGCUAUGGACAAUAAUCGAUUAUGUAAAUUCCACAAACUUGUACUUUCUAGUUAAGAAGCCAGUUAACAGAACGUACUGUAAGAAUGAAUAAAACCUGCAAGUUUUGAUAAGACCUGAA